AAGGAGAGUACAAUUAGGCUCGGUUAAAAGUCACAAACUCGGAACAACCCCAAAACCUCCUUCGUUCCUCUCGUUGCACUUCCCCGCUUUCGAACCCAAGCAAAAUCCGCCACACCGUCUUCACCGUUAUUCUCAGCUAUUGGGCUUCCAAAUAACUUCCAAAAUCGAAGAAAUCCAAGCACUCAAUUGCCAUCGGAGCCAUCCAAAUCCGGAUUUUACAACCUAAUUGUUGUUAUAUCUCUGAUUGAUUCAUCAAAUCAAUCAAAUUCCAAUCGAUUCAUCAAAUCAAUCAAAGUCCAAUCGAAAGCCUAAGCCAAGGUUACGAAACAGAGGCUUCAAGAUACUGGAGAGAGAAAGAGAGAGAAUUAGGCUCCACCUACACUUACAGCCACAGAAACCCCAAAACCUGUCAUAAGGCGUGGAGUUUCGCAGUUUAGUGUGUUGCAAAUGGAUGUGGAAUACGAUCUAGAUGAUUCUCCAAUGAGAGAGCAUCGGGAGGAAGGGGUAUUUGAUGAUUUAGAUGAGAAUGGGACUGACAAAUCAAACAGGCAUCGCAGCAAGGAUCGGAAGAAGAGUAGCCGAGGGGAAGAGAAGGACACUAGAAGUAAAGACCGGGAGCGGUCGAGGAGAAGUAGUGAUGAUUUUGUAAAGGAAAGAGAGAAAGAAUCUAAAGAUUCGGAAAAGGAUCGAGUAUCUAGCAAGGAAAGGAGGAAGGAUGAUAGAGAUGACCGCUAUAAGGAUAGGAGUAGAGAUAAUAAGGUGAGGGAGAAAGAUUAUGAUCGAGAGAGUCAUAGAGAAAUGGAACAUGAGAGGGGGAAAGAUAGAAAGGAUAGGGGAAAGGAAAAAGAGCGGGAGAAGGACAGAGAGGUAGAGAAGGAUAAUGAUCGAGGACGAGACAAGGAGAGGGGGAAAGAAAAGAUUAAGGACAGGGAUAAGGACAAGGAAAGGGAAAAGGAAAGAGACAGGGCAAAAGAAAAGGAAAGAGAAAAAGAGAGAGAAAAACAUAAAGAUAGAGAGAAAGGGAGGGAAAACUAUAAAGAUACUGAUAGGGAGAGGUUGAAAGACAAAUACAGGGAAAAGGAGAGGGUGGUGGAUCAAGAUAAGGAUAAAUCAAGAGAUAGAGUAAACCGGAGAAGCCUUGAUGAGAAUUAUGAAUGGAGCAAGGAUGGGGGAAGAGAUGAUAAAGCUAAGCUAAAUGAGGAGUAUACCGGGGAUAAAGACAUUAAGCAAGGGAAGGUGUCCCGUAAUGCUGAGGAUGAACGGAAAGCCGAGGGCUUAUCAGGCGGAGCACAUCUAUCAGCAUUGGAGCUUGAGGAACGCAUCCUGAAGACAAAGGAGGAGAGAUUAAAGAAGAAGAAAGAAGAUGUUCCUGAGGUUUUAGCAUGGGUCGGUAGAAGUCGUAAGCUCGAGGAUAAAAGGAAUGCUGAAAAGCAGAAAGCAUUGCAGCUUUCUAAGAUUUUUGAGGAACAGGACAAUAUUGGUCAAGGAGAGAGUGAAGAUGAGGAGACAGCUCAGGAUACCACUCAUGAUCUAGCUGGGGUUAAAGUUCUUCAUGGCCUUGACAAAGUAAUGGAAGGUGGGGCAGUUGUUUUAACACUCAAAGAUCAGAACGUUCUAGCAGAUGGUGAUAUUAAUGAAGACAUUGAUAUGCUUGAGAAUGUGGAAAUUGGAGAGCAGAAGCAGCGAGAUGACGCUUACAAGGCAGCAAAGAAAAAAACGGGGAUUUAUGUUGAUAAGUUUAACGAUGACCUCAAUCCAGAGAAGAAAAUUCUUCCACAAUAUGAUGAUCCAGUCCCAGAUGAGGGGUUAACUUUAGACGAAAGAGGACGCUUUACUGGUGAAGCAGAAAAGAAACUCGAAGAGCUGCGUAAGAGGAUACAGGGUGUUCCCACGAACAACCACUUUGAAGAUCUCAACAUGUCUGGAAAUAUCACAUCUGAUUUUUAUACUCAAGAAGAAAUGCUUCAAUUUAAAAAGCCCAGGAAAGGGAAAAAGAAAUCCUUGCGGAAGAGGGAGAAGCUAGAUUUAGAUGCCCUUGAAGCAGAAGCAGUGUCCGCAGGAUUGGGUGUUGCAGACCUUGGUUCUAGGAAUGAUGCAAAGAGGCAGGCCAAUAAAGAGGAGCAAGAAAGAUUGGAAGCUGAACGGAGAAAUAGUGCAUACCAGUUGGCUUAUGCUAAAGCAGAUGAGGCAUCCAAAUCAUUGCGUCUGGAACAAACUCUUUCUGUUAAACCAGAGGAAGAUGAAACUCCUGUCUUUGCAGAUGAUGACGAUGAUCUCUAUAAAUCUUUAGAGAGAGCAAGGAAAUUGGCUCUUAAAAAGAAAGAGGAGGAGACGGCAUCUGGUCCACAAGCAAUUGCACUCCUUGCCACCACCACCACUGCCAGCAGUCAGACUGCCGAUAGUCAAAUCCCCUCAACUGAAGAGUCACAGGACAACAAGGUCGUCUUUACAGAGAUGGAAGAGUUUGUCUGGGGCCUCCAGCUUGAUGAAGAAUCUCACAAGCCUGAAAGCGAAGAUGUUUUUAUGCAAGAAGAUGAAGAGCCCAAACCUUCCCAUGAAGAAAGAAUGAAUGAACCUGGUGGAUGGACUGAAGUUAAAGAUAUGAAUGAAGACGAAAAACCUGCUACUGAGGAUAAGGAGGAAAUAGUUCCCGAUGAAACUAUCCAUGAAGUUGCGGUCGGGAAGGGCUUAUCAGGUGUGUUGAAGCUGCUUAAAGAUCGGGGAACCCUUAAAGAAGGUAUUGAAUGGGGUGGCAGAAACAUGGACAAGAAAAAGAGCAAGCUUUUAGGCAUUGUAGAUGAUGAUGAUGAGCCAAAGGAGACCCAUACAUCACGUCAAAAAAGGGAUGAACACAAGGAUACUCGUCCAUCCUCUUCCAGCCAUCAAAAGGAGACUCGUCCUUCAAAAGUCUAUCAAGAAAAGGAUAUUCACAUUGAGAGAACUGAUGAAUUUGGCCGAACUUUGACACCGAAGGAAGCCUUUCGGAUACUUUCUCAUAAGUUCCAUGGGAAGGGGCCUGGCAAAAUGAAGCAAGAAAAGCGAAUGAAGCAAUACCAGGAAGAACUUAAGUUAAAACAGAUGAAGAGUUCAGAUACACCAUCACUGUCUGCGGAGAGGAUGAGGGACACUCAAGCUCGCUUGCAGACACCCUAUCUUGUACUCAGUGGUCAUGUUAAACCAGGGCAAACGAGCGAUCCCAGAAGUGGUUUUGCUACAGUUGAGAAAGAUUUCCCAGGGGGCUUGACGCCCAUGCUUGGUGACAGAAAGGUUGAAAACUAUCUGGGGAUAAAGCGCAAAGCUGAGCCCGAAAGUUCAGGAACACCAAAGAAGCCUAAAACUUGAAGUUCUCUUUGGCUGAAAUUUGGAGUUGACCUUAAAAAAAUUAAUCUUUGCCCCUGUAAGUACUGUAUCGUAAUGGGCAAGUGGGUCACAUGUGUUGGCCUGGGAUUUUGUCCAAUUUGUUCUGCUACUGGCCGUAAAUAAACUUGUUUUUGACGGAGCUUUGGAGAAAAAUUUCAAGGGUUGUAUUUGCUGUCCAAGGAUUUCAUUUGAUCUGAGGUGUGACUUUUGACCCGGGAGUUCAGACAAGAAUAGAAUCGUAGGUCGAACUAGUGUAGUUAGGGGUGUGGGUGCAGGGUUUUCAUUGGGUUCAUAAAUAGCAUGGAUUCAUAAUACUUAUUCUGUAUGUAAGUAAAAGUGAAACCAAUGGAAACCAAAUUCUGGUGUCGAUACUGCCAGAAUAGUAGUAAUGAAGUCCGUGUUGCUCUUAUUCA
Messenger RNA from Prunus avium (sweet cherry), 3773 nucleotides. RefSeq names its product SART-1 family (gene DOT2). Gene Ontology annotation, cellular component: U4/U6 x U5 tri-snRNP complex. NCBI's taxonomy places the organism in Eukaryota, Viridiplantae, Streptophyta, Magnoliopsida, Rosales, Rosaceae. Gene Ontology annotation, biological process: mRNA cis splicing, via spliceosome; maturation of 5S rRNA. The record is from RefSeq and is a predicted model, not a curated record.